AUGUCCUACAUAUUCUCCGGCGCCUCCUCCUUCGACAAGGACCUCAGCUCGUGGGACGUGUCGGCGGCCAUCGACAUGGACGACAUGUUCGACGGCGCCUCCUCCCUCAGCGACUGCAACAAGGCGCUCAUGCACGCAAGCUUCGUCGCACAGACGAGCGCGUGGCCCUCCUCCUACAACUCGCGGGGCUCGCUUGC
Molecule: messenger RNA, 197 nt
Organism: Emiliania huxleyi CCMP1516
Lineage: Eukaryota; Haptophyta; Isochrysidales; Noelaerhabdaceae
Exons: 1
Source: RefSeq, a predicted model, not a curated record